AUGGCUCCUUUCACUUACAAAGCUCUUAGAUACAAAAACAACACUACGCCUAUCACGUACAAGGAGACACAGUUCUCGGACGUGGAGGAAUCGCCUUCUGGGUUUAAAGUGCCAGAGAAGAAGGUGUUGGUGAAGGUUCACUAUGCUGCUUUGAACCCAAUUGACUUUUUGUUGAAGAAUGCUGCUUCGGCUUGGAUUUUCCGUGGCGAGAGAGGCUUUGCUUCGGACUAUUCUGGUGAAGUUGUGGCUGUUGGUGCCGAGGCUGCCAAGAAGACGGGCCUUAAGGUUGGCGAUAGGGUCAAUGGUUUGAACCAGACUCCUUUUGGUAACGGUACCGCUGGCCAGUACACGUUGGUUGACCCAUUUGCUGAGUCUGGCGAGUCGAUCAGAAAGACCCCUGACAGUCUUCCUUUGGACCAGGCUGCGUCGUACCCGCUUGUGCUUGGUACUGCUCAGACCUUCUUUAACGAGGUGAACCCAAAGAACCCAUUGAAGAAGGUUUUGGUGCUUGGUGCUGGUACUUCUGUCGGAAGAUACACUGUCCAGGUUGCCAAGAAGGCUUACAAUGUCGGUGAGGUGGUGGUUACUUGUUCUGGCAAGUCUGCUGACCUCAUCACCAGCUUUGGCGCCGAUAAGAUUAUUGACUACACUCAGCACAAGUCUAUCUUGCAGCCUGUUUUGGAGCUGGUCAAGGAAUCUGGUAAGUUCGAUGCCAUUUUCGACUGUGCCGGUAAUGCCGACUUGUUCCCUGAGAUCACCAACAUUGUCCAGAACAAGGCCAACUUUGGCUUCUACGGCUCAAUUGCUGGUGACUCCAAGCUUAAGUACGGCAGUGACUCUUUGCUCAGUUUGGUUGUCAAGAACCUCAACGGUGGUCUCAGAAUCUUGGGCUCCCGUGUUGGAUACUACGACUACUACUACAGCCUUGUCAAGCUUAACCCAGGUAACAAGUGGGCCGAUAAGGCUAUCAAGUACCAGAGCGAAUUGCAGUUUGUCAACUCCAUUGACAGCGUUACGCCAGUCGAGGACUACCAGACGGCUUUGGACAAACUUGCUUCUAACCAUGCCAGCGGUAAGGUUUUGAUUCAGUUUUCUGAUUAA
Candidozyma haemuli is the source of this 1101-nucleotide messenger RNA. RefSeq names its product Yim1p (gene YIM1). Gene Ontology annotation, cellular component: mitochondrion. The coding region runs from base 1 to 1101 and encodes 366 amino acids. Gene Ontology annotation, molecular function: oxidoreductase activity. The record is from RefSeq and is a predicted model, not a curated record. The transcript has a single exon. NCBI's taxonomy places the organism in Eukaryota, Fungi, Ascomycota, Pichiomycetes, Serinales, Metschnikowiaceae.